Messenger RNA from Olea europaea var. sylvestris, 588 nucleotides. RefSeq lists its product as uncharacterized. The transcript has a single exon. The record is from RefSeq and is a predicted model, not a curated record. The coding region runs from base 54 to 227 and encodes 57 amino acids. Lineage: Eukaryota; Viridiplantae; Streptophyta; Magnoliopsida; Lamiales; Oleaceae.
UUUCUCUUCAAGUCUUGCAGAAGAAGAAGAAUCAAAAAGCGUUAGAAGAAGCGAUGGGUAUAUUAAUGAAUAAGUUCUCAUUCAUUGCAGGCACCGUGUUUGGAGUUUACAUAGCUCAGAAUUACAACGUUCCCAACAUCAAAAAGUUAUUCAAUGAGGCACUUUACUCGGCCAAACAAGUCGAAGAAAAAUACCGCAAACCCAAGAAGCCCGAGGAGGAGCAUUAACAAUUUUGGAUUCUCCCUUCACAAUUACUUAAAAUUAAUUUGCAGUGUGUUUGCUUUUCCAAAAUUAUUUGUAACUUUAGAUCAAGACGAUCAUAUAAAGAGGAAGUAUGCAGAGAUCCCGUUUGGUUCCCAUUUUUGUAAGAAUAAUAAUGAAAUAUAUAGUAAUUACGGGACCCACAUAAAAGAUAGAUAACGGUCAUAUUUUUUAUUUUUGUGGCCAAAGAAUGAAAAUCAAACGGGGCAGAAUAUAUGUACCAAAUUUUGCUUUCCAGAUAAUACCUAUUCAAAUUGUAAAAAGCCCCUCUUAUUGCUUCAUAGGAGCAACUUCUGCAAAAAACAAUUACCUCUCAAGCUUGUUGGA